GGCUCCGCGAGCGUCGCUUCCCGGAAGGUGUUAACCAUCGCGCUGCCGCAAUGUAGCGCCAGUUUGCGCGUUUACUUUACAACAACGCGGACAAGUUGAAGUGUUGCGCGCGGGGCGAGGCCAAUGGAUGCGCGAGCGAGUUAAAAUCGCCUGCGCGUCGCGAGGGGAACAUUAUCCAGGCGGACGCGCCGCUCAUUUCGCGGAAGAAUAAAAGGAGAGGAAAGUGGAAACACAAUAACUUCCUGAAUUUCAACGAGACAUGUCCGAUUCCCCCUCGCAGCAGCUCAUUAUUAAGG
Messenger RNA from Danio rerio (zebrafish), 296 nucleotides. It is a transcript of the gene etv6, whose product is annotated as ETS variant transcription factor 6. Lineage: Eukaryota; Metazoa; Chordata; Actinopteri; Cypriniformes; Danionidae. Gene Ontology annotation, molecular function: DNA-binding transcription factor activity; DNA binding; RNA polymerase II transcription regulatory region sequence-specific DNA binding. The record is from RefSeq and is marked validated. Gene Ontology annotation, biological process: DNA-templated transcription; cell differentiation; regulation of DNA-templated transcription. Gene Ontology annotation, cellular component: nucleus.